AUGAUCAAAUUUCGAAAGUUACAUGAUGAGGUUGCUGUGGCCGCCGGAGCCGAAGACACGGAGCUUAUCGAAGGUGAUGUUUCCUUUCACGCCAAGCGCUUAGGCCAAUAUGAUGCCGACUUGAGCUCUGCAUCAGUCGAUGGCUGUGACUAUGUUGAUAACAUCUUGGACCAAUUUGUAAGGUUUAUAGAUCCCCCCUUGGACAACACAGCUGAGAUCCUCACUCUCCAAAAUUCGAUUGGUCAUCCCGUUCAUUUAUGGACUCCAAAAUUUACGCCGCAACGUGGUCAACCUUGCGGACGAACGCAGUGA
Sclerotinia sclerotiorum 1980 UF-70 is the source of this 312-nucleotide messenger RNA. RefSeq lists its product with no specific name. NCBI's taxonomy places the organism in Eukaryota, Fungi, Ascomycota, Leotiomycetes, Helotiales, Sclerotiniaceae. The coding region runs from base 1 to 312 and encodes 103 amino acids. The record is from RefSeq and is a predicted model, not a curated record. The transcript is spliced from 3 exons.